This is a messenger RNA of Poecilia latipinna (sailfin molly), 2779 nucleotides long. RefSeq names its product collagen alpha-1(XI) chain-like. Gene Ontology annotation, molecular function: extracellular matrix structural constituent. Lineage: Eukaryota; Metazoa; Chordata; Actinopteri; Cyprinodontiformes; Poeciliidae. The annotation marks the transcript as partial. The record is from RefSeq and is a predicted model, not a curated record. The transcript has 13 exons. Gene Ontology annotation, cellular component: extracellular matrix.
CCUCUCGGAUCUCAAGGCCAGGGGGGAAGGCAAGGAGAAAAGGGAUCUAAGGGAGAAGCCGGAGCAGAGGGACCUGUUGGGAAAACAGGACCUGUGGGAUCUCAGGGCCCCCCUGGAAAACCUGGUGCUGAGGGUCUGCGUGGAAUCCCUGGCCCCGUUGGUGAGCAAGGACUGCCUGGUGCAUCUGGUCAAGAUGGCCCUCCCGGUCCUAUCGGACCGCCUGGACUUCCUGGCAUGAAAGGUGACUCUGGAUCCAAAGGAGAAAAGGGUCAUCCUGGUCUGAUUGGUCUGAUUGGACCCCCGGGUGAACCGGGAGAGAAGGGAGACAGAGGUCUACCCGGACCCCAGGGUGCUGGAGGUGGCAAGGGAGAACCUGGUAUCGGUGGAGCACACGGCCCACUCGGGCCUCCUGGUCCACCAGGACUUCCUGGUGCGCAAGGACAGAAAGGAUCUAAGGGAUCAGUCGGUACAACUGGUCAGAAGGGAGAUCCUGGACUCAUAGGGCCACCUGGACCACCUGGUCCACCUGGUGACAUGAUCCAGCCGCUGCCCAUUCAGCAGCCUGGCAAAAAGAGCAGGCGGCAGGCUGAAACGCAAGGAGAUGAGGCUUUGACGGAUUACGGCAUGGAGGGAAUGGACGACGUCUUCGGAUCCCUCAACAACCUCAAACAGGACAUCGAGCGCAUGAAGUUCCCCAUGGGCACCCAGGACAAUCCCGCCAGGACCUGCAAUGACCUGCACCUCAGCCAGCCCGAUUUCCCCGACGGUGAAUACUGGAUUGAUCCGAACCAGGGCUGCAUCGGAGACGCCAUCAAAGUGUUCUGUAACUUCACAGCAGGUGGAGAAACAUGCAUUUACCCAGACAAGAAAUCAACAGGAGUUAGAAUAUCCAACUGGCCUAAGGAAUCACCAGGUUCAUGGUUUAGUGAAUUCAAGCGUGGCAAAAUUCUGAGCUACGUGGACGGUGGUGACAACAGCAUCAACGCUGUUCAGAUGACCUUCCUGAAGCUGCUGAGCUCCUCGGCGCGGCAGAACUUCACCUACAUUUGCCAUCAGUCGGUGGCCUGGUACGACUCCAAGGCCGACAACUACGACAGAGCGCUGCGCUUCCUGGGCUCCAACGACGAGGAAAUGUCUUAUGACAAUAAUCCCUUCAUCAAGUCGCUGAUGGAUGGCUGCUCGAUGAAGCAGGGUUAUUCAAGGACAGUGCUGGAAAUUAACACACCUCGCAUCGACCAGUUACCCAUCAUUGAUGUAAUGCUGAAUGACUUUGGGGAAUCCAACCAGAGGUUCGGCUUCGAGGUCGGCUCCGUGUGUUUCCUCGGCUAGACACGCCCGUCUUCCCCCCCCCCGCCCCGCUGAAGGACAGGGUCAGAGAGUCAACAGUAACACCCACAUGAAGAGAGCCUCCCUCUCAGCCACCACCUACCGUCUCCUACGAAGUAAAAUCCCAUUUUCCGUUAUUGUAAAGAAGGUCCGACUAGCUGGGAGAAGAAGAAAAGCACGCUUUGACCCUGCCUUAAAAGCGCUGAUCAGGGGAAACUCCUCCUUGCCCUCGUAGGGCCAGAAUCACGUGACUUUAACUUGUAAUGAGAGUGACAUCAGGAAAAGGACUUUUGAUGCCGUGGUGGACAGUGGCAUACUUUCAGCAUUAAAGAGAGGAUCCACUCGCCCCAAACUUCGCCCUCCCAUCCCCCGGUCCUCUCUGCAUGCUCCAAGUGAUGCUCUGAAUUAUACCACAGAGGUGCUUUUGUGCAGAAUCGCAAAACACUAAAGGUGCUACAAACAGUGCAUUUGAUAAAACUGUAAUUAAUAAUAUUUGAAUUUUGUACAUUACUGUUCCUCUCUGAAUCCACUCUUAACAACUUGCAUGUGCUUCUUUGGUUUUAAAGAAAUAUUUGGUCAACUUUGUUAGAAUAAAUUUUGUUAGGAUAUUUAAAGUUUCUUAGAAUCUGUCUGAAAACAUCUACGACAUACAUUUGACUAAAGCUUCAAUUUGUAAGUAUGAAUCAGUCCUCUUGUAAAUAACAUGAUUCUUGUCCUCUUUCGUGAGCUUAGAAAUUAACUGGAACAUAACAUCUAACCAAAAAAUAAAUAAAUAAAUUUCCCAGUAGGAAAUUAAGCCAUAAUAAAAUGAGGUUAUAAUAUAAAUAUUCUAAAAAAGGGCUUAUUCUUCCAGCUGUUAUACCUCAGUUUCCUUAAAAAAUCUGAACGUUAGACAGUCAAGUUUAUAUUUUCUGUGGUUUAUAACUAAUAAAACUAUUUUUUUUUUUGUGUGUGUGUGUGUGGGAAAGGUAUGUCUAGUUGUUUUCAUUCAAUCCCAAAGACGUCUUGUGGAUAUUUCCUUUGUAACAAUGAACAAAAUGUUUUCAUGUGCCUUAAAUUGUUCAUUUAAGAAAUACAUUAAAAUUGGGCUCUGAAAAACAUUGGACUGAACAUUUGUGUUGUUGGCUGUUUGACUACAGAAACAAGUAAUGUUCGCUUUUUGUGAUUCUGUGCCACAAGACUAAUAUCUCCAUCCUUUGUCCCGAUAGACAAAGAAAGAUAAGUGAUUCUUUGUGUUUGGGCUCAUUUUACCCACUCUUUUUCUUUUUUUUUUCUUUACCUCUCUCUCUGACUCAGAUUUGACCUCGAUCAAGAUCUGUUUGCAUCGCCACUUUCUUGGCUUAAAAGCUCUGGCAACAAAUACUUCAGAGCCACUUUCUAAAAACCUGUGUAAUUACAGUAUGUCUUCAACCUAUGUACAACUGCAAUAAAUGUUUGGUGCUUUGUGCGCAUU